CCGCGUUUGAGCAAUGGCAGCGGUACUUAGUGUUCGAUAAGUGUAAUAAGUUCGUAAGUGUAAUAAAUAAUAUUGUUCGCAAAGUUUUAAAUCAUUAUCCUAUAUUAAUGGCAUCGUUGCAUCCUUUUAUGAUUCGGAUGAAUAACGUUGAUCGAUCAACACCUUUUAGCAGCCGGAUGCGCAGAAGACGCCUCUGUUCGACUAAUUCGAGCAUCUCGAACCACUUUGCAGAUCCGAACAAUAAUGAACUGCUUCUACCGAUCGUUAACCCAUCGCGAAACCGAUACAGGCUGUCGGCCUAUAUUUACAAACCAAUACUACCGGUUAUCGACGAACCUACGGACACUGCUGAACAAUCACCACAGCUGGCUGUACAUCUGUUCGAAGGAUGCGCUGUAAUGUUACGGAACGAGCUAACCAUACCGGUGUCAACGGAACGAUUUCUUGCAUCCGGGCGGCUCACCUGUCAAGAUAAUGUCGUUACAUCGAUGGCGUAUUACGUUCCGCGGAUGGUUCCCGUUGCGAUCGUUUCCACCUCAUAUCCUUGCUACAACGCAGAGUUGCAAACGGAAACGAUUAUCUACUGCACAAAGAUUGAAUUCCGCCGCAGAUAUACAUCAGUAGCGACUCUAACGGUCGAUAACGAUCGAUACAAGGAAGAUCGUGAUCAGCAGCCAUCUUUCGUGUCAUACGCCUGCUGGAAUGUUUCGGAAUAUGUAGAAGAAUGAAUGAAACAAUCGUAACGAGU
This is a messenger RNA of Anopheles funestus (African malaria mosquito), 748 nucleotides long. RefSeq lists its product as uncharacterized. The transcript has 2 exons. Lineage: Eukaryota; Metazoa; Arthropoda; Insecta; Diptera; Culicidae. The coding region runs from base 108 to 728 and encodes 206 amino acids. The record is from RefSeq and is a predicted model, not a curated record.